GAGGACGAUGCCAGAAAAUGUUCAGUAUGUACGUGGCCCUCGGCUCAUCUGCUCCAGUCCAGUGUGGCGACGGUGAAAGCAGAGCCGAAUCCUCUCUUAUUAAUAUUAAAAACACUAAUAUGUUUUGCUUGCUUCAUUCAAUCAUUUAUGAUUUUUUGCAGUUACGCUUUCUUUCGGAUAAGCUUAACACGUCCGCAGUUUUAAAAGCAUAUACCGCAUACGCUGGUGUUUUUUUUUUUUUUUAACCCACGUUAUUGCGCAAACUAAAGGAAAACGGAGCGAUUUAUGACGCUCGAGCUCGCGCCGCGCAAUGGCGCCCUGACGAGCUCUCGCUGCCGCGCUUCCGAACCUCGCGCUUUACGGCGUUUCACGGCACUUUUAACAUGGAGGAGUCGGACACGAGCGCCAUUCUCCCGCAAGAUUUCCUCGCCGGUCCGUCGGACUCGGGUUCCAGCCUCGAGAAUGUCUGCGAGACGCCCGCGGCGGUGGAGAAGGACGCGCAGACGCGGAGCCGCACAGCCACCGGGCGCCCGCCGCUCUCCUGCCCGCUCGGCGUCACCGUGGAGCCCGCUAUCUUCCUCUCCAUGUUCUCGGUGGCGCUGCAGAGGCCGCUCUACACGCAGUACCUGUGGGAGCGCAUCAGCGCCGACCUCGGAUACAACGGCACUCGAGACCGGGGAUGCGGCGGCUCUACUAGGCCGCCCGACGCGGCGGAACAGGAGGUGGAGUCCCUGACCGCCCACUGGAAUCUGUACAUUAACCUGGGCGGCUUUGCAGUGGGUCUCCUGGUGGUGACCCUGCUGGGCUCCUGGAGUGACCGUGUGGGCAGGAGGCCUGUGCUGAUCAUCCCCAACUUGGGCCUGGCCAUUCAGGGCCUGGUCUACCUGCUGGUGAUGUACCUGCAUCUCCCCGUCGCCUGGUUCCUCCUGGGGCGGCUGCUGAGCGGCCUCACGGGGGACUUCAACGCCAUCAUCGCCGGCUGCUUCGCCUACGUGGCGGACAUCAGCAGCAGAGGUUCGCGAACCUUCCGCGUGGCGGUGCUGGAGGCCAGUCUGGGCGUGGCGGGAAUGAUGGCGAGCAUCAUCGGGGGCCAGUGGCGCCAGGCUCAGGGGUACAUCAACCCCUUUUGGCUGGCUGUUGCCACCAACCUGGCUGCAGCCCUGUACGUGUACCUUUUCGUCCCGGAGUCAAGGACCCCUGACCCGGGAGGGGCGCGGAUCUUCACCCGUGAGCACCACCGCGCGGUGGUUCGCCUCUACUGCAGCCAGUCUAGCGGGGUGCGGCGACGGGCAUCGCUGUGGCUCUACCUGUUCUGCUUCUUCCUGGUGGUGACGGUGCACUUUGGCUCCAAAGACCUGUACGUGCUGUACGAGUUGAGCUCGCCGCUCUGCUGGGGGCCCGAACUCAUCGGCUGGGGCUCCGCCGCACUGCACCUGGCCUACCUGAGCAGCCUGCUGGGCCUCCGCACCAUGCAGCUGUGCCUAGCCGACUCCUGGGUGGCCUUGGCGGGGCUGGCCUCCAACAUAGCCGGCCUGGUGGUUUUCUCAGUGGCCAACACCACUGCGCUCAUGUUCACAGGUUACGCCCUGUGCUUCCUCUACCUGACUUGCACACCGGUCCUGCGUUCCAAGAUGUCAAAGCUGGUCGAUGUUUCAGAACAAGGUGCUCUCUUCGCCUCUGUGGCUUGCGUGGAGGGUCUCUGUUCCUUCGUCUCCAGCGGGGUCUUCAGCUCCCUCUACCCAGCCACCCUGCCCAUCAUGAAAGGGCUGCCGUUCCUGGUGGCCGCCGCCGUCCUCUUCGUCCCAGCGGCUAUAAUCGGGGUCCUCCAGUGUCAGGGACAGGAUCUGGAUGACAGGGACAACAGAGAGACGUCCUGACACCACCUCAGCAGGGCGAAGGUCCACAGUGUCCCUACUUGCUGCUGUUACCAGUUCAUAGCACCAGUGAAGGAGUUUGAACUUUUCCCAUGCUGGAUCUGUCAGAGGAGACAGUGGGGAAAUGGAAAUGCAUACAAGUACUUUGGAUAUGUCAUCAUGCGCACAUUCAGCCGACUUUACAUGGAAGCCUUGCUUCAAAUGCCGGAGCCUUUCGGGGAAUUUUACUUUCAUUCAUCUCAUGAGGGAACUGACUCUGAAAACCAUGGCUACCUCUACCUGCAACUGAAGAACUUAAUAUAACAAGUUCUAAAGUUAACAUGAUGAAUUUUAUUCAGAAAUUGAUUUUUUUAAAUCAUUUUAGAGAUCCAGUUUCAAUAGUAAUUACUGCUAUCAUCAGCAAUAAAUGUAGUAAAAUGGAUUAGGGAAAGUUUCAUAUUUGUAACUGGAGGCUUUUUUUAAAUAGCUUUAUGGUUUUAAGGGCUAGGGUUUGAUUUAAACACAAAGCACAUUGCUUUAGUCUGUUGACCGAAUUACUUCUAAUCCAGGUCAGAACCCUAGGUCCGUUUCAGCAAAGUGAUUAUAGAAUUACACAGGACCCUCACAGACAGCUAGCAGGCUCUGGUGACACUUAAGUUACAACCCCAGUUAAGUGAUGUCUACUCUUACUGGGGCAGGGAAAGGGAUCUUCAUUGGGGAUUCUGGGCAUGGAGGGAAAAAGUCAGCAUGCAGCACCUUACCUGGCCACUUGAGGUCACUAUUUCACCAGAGCUUAUUUGGAGAAGUAACAAAUAGGGAAGUCAAGUAACCUCGAACCUGAGCUGGACAGCUAAUAGCAAAUAGGGAACAUAACAAGAAGAAGUCGGCAUUCCUGGCUUGUCAUACUGCCUAUGUACGCUUUAGUAAAUAAUCAGUUCUUUUAUGAAUUAAGUCAGUUUUCAUACUGCAUGUAUUUACAAUUUGUAAUUAAAACAGACAAUACUA
Scleropages formosus (Asian bonytongue) is the source of this 2858-nucleotide messenger RNA. It is a transcript of the gene slc46a1, whose product is annotated as solute carrier family 46 member 1. The record is from RefSeq and is a predicted model, not a curated record. The transcript has 6 exons. Gene Ontology annotation, cellular component: plasma membrane. Lineage: Eukaryota; Metazoa; Chordata; Actinopteri; Osteoglossiformes; Osteoglossidae. Bases 384 to 1877 code for a protein of 497 amino acids. Gene Ontology annotation, molecular function: transmembrane transporter activity. Gene Ontology annotation, biological process: transmembrane transport.